Messenger RNA from Penicillium soppii, 1041 nucleotides. RefSeq lists its product as uncharacterized. The transcript has 2 exons. NCBI's taxonomy places the organism in Eukaryota, Fungi, Ascomycota, Eurotiomycetes, Eurotiales, Aspergillaceae. The record is from RefSeq and is a predicted model, not a curated record. Bases 1 to 1041 code for a protein of 346 amino acids.
AUGCGCAUCAAGAAUGUAAGGAAAACACGGCCGAAAAGCCCAACUCGAGGUGCACAAUAUAAACGACAGCGACGCCAGUCCCCGCAGGUCGAUUCAAAUGAUCCGGAGAAUCCCCAGGAGCCCAUCUCUGUUCCUGUAUCAGAUACGCCCGGCGCUAUGCAGCCUGAAACAUGGUCCAUGAUAUUGGCUCGGGUUGCUGAUCAACCUUUUACCUUUCAAGUCCAGAGAUUCAAGGACUGGAGACGAGCUGGGUCAACACAUGAUGAUCAGUGCUGCAUUUGUCACAAACUAGACAACCUUGAGCUGUGCAAUACCUGCAGACUGGCAUUUCACCCCCACUGCCUGCCGAACGGGUGGGCACGCGAUUCCGGCAAUCACCUGUUUUGUGCGAUAUGUGUCGCCCGAGGCUGGGAUCAUUCACCUCCGGUACUAACACCACCUACGUCUCCUCGGCCAUCGCAAGCAGAGCUUCCCGCCCCAGUUUCAACUACCAAUGCCGAUUCAAAUGCUCUGACACCGGCCCCAGCACUGCGGAACGAUGAGCUGGAAGUUGCCCAGGCACACUACAAUACAACUCCCGGCGCGAAACUCGCGGUGAUUGCUGGCCAGGUCCCAACAAAUGCGCGCAGUGACUAUACUGCAAGCAGCUGCAUGCCUGCAGAUUCCGGCACCGCCGAACCAAGACGCCGCCAGCGCAAAUCGCGGUAUAGCACAUUGUCUGGUGAGGUAGAUUUGUCCCUCGCGACCAUCUACCGUGAGCUGGAAUCGGUUGCUUCCCUGCGGUCUCAGAUUGAAUAUUUGCGCGACGCAAAUGCUCAACAGACUCAAACCAUCCGAAUUCAUGAACAGAAUCAGCAGGCUAUGCGCAAAGAGCUGGAAACCCUGCGAGCGAAUGCGACGAACUCCGCAAGUGCUACUAGGGAAUUAAACGAGCUUCGAGAAAAGAAUGCCUCCCUGGAGGCCGAAUUGCAAAUUUCGAGGGAGCAAACUGCUGCAGCGAAGGAGUUAAAGCAACGACUUGCCCAACUCCUCAACAACUAG